Ctenopharyngodon idella (grass carp) is the source of this 2871-nucleotide messenger RNA. RefSeq names its product spermatid perinuclear RNA binding protein (gene strbp). Bases 352 to 2421 code for a protein of 689 amino acids. The record is from RefSeq and is a predicted model, not a curated record. Gene Ontology annotation, molecular function: double-stranded RNA binding; single-stranded RNA binding. Gene Ontology annotation, cellular component: precatalytic spliceosome. Lineage: Eukaryota; Metazoa; Chordata; Actinopteri; Cypriniformes; Xenocyprididae. The transcript has 19 exons.
GCUUCUGCGCGUUCCUCAUUCAUCUCAGUGCGCGUGAGUGAGAGGCAGCAGGCGGAGUGCGAGACCUGCUGACACCACAAUAUUAGUCUGAACCUCGACUCCUACAUAUUCAGGAUACAUUUGGAUUAUUAAACAUUUCGUCUUUCACCAGUCCAGAUACGACAACGUCUGUCCUCCGUGAGCAGGUGCUGGAGAGGGCCAGGAAGUGAGCGCUGACGGUUUGGUGCAAUAGGGCGCAGCGGGGGGGCAGAGAGGCGAGCGCAUGAGGAGAGGGCGUCCUGAGACCCCCAUCUCCACCGCUCGCACACACAAGUUCACGGACACACCACGUCUAGCAGCCCUCCAGCCGCCAUGAGGUCUAUUCGGUCUUUCGGGAACGAUGAUCGUCAUGUCAUGGCCAAGCACUCCACUGUCUACCCUUCCUCUGAGGUCCUGGAGGCGGUGCAGAGCCUCGUCUCUACCGUGGAGCGCGCUUUGAAGCAUGUGUCUGAUUGGAUGGACCAAACUCAAGCCAGCCAAUCAAAUCAAACAAAUUCAUCCAGCACACAGGAGGAGGAGACUGAGGCCAGCGCUGACGAAUCUCCAGAAGGCAGCACAAAUGAGGGCAGCAGCUGUAGCAGUGGUCCCAGUGAAGGAGGGGUGUUAUGUGGAGUGAUGAGGAUCGGUCUGGUGGCCAAAGGCCUCCUGAUUAAAGAUGACAUGGACCUGGAGCUGGUGCUCAUGUGCCGAGAGAAACCCACCAAGACACUGCUCUGCACCGUCUGUGACAACCUCCCGCUGCAGAUCGAGAAAUUGACAGAGGAGAAGUAUGAGGUACAGAGCUGUAUUCCCGAGGCCGCCAUCUUGGUCUGUACCACGACAGAACCCAAACUCACGCUGAAGGUGACGCUCACCUCCCCACAGAUGAAAGAUGACUGUGAGACGGAAGAGCAAGAGAGCGUUGAGUCGAGCGACCCGGCGGACCUGUUGGAUAGACAGAGGUGCCUGGUGGCGUUGGCCUCUCUGCGACAUGCCAAAUGGUUCCAGGCUAGAGUUAACGGCCUAAAGUCAUGCGUGAUCGUCUUACGAAUACUGAGAGACAUGUGCAAUAGAGUCCCGGCGUGGGAACCUCUGAAAGGAUGGCCUUUGGAGUUAAUAUGCGAAAAGGCCAUCGCCACGUGUAACAGACCUCUGGGAGCUGGAGAGGCUCUGCGCCGGGUCAUGGAGUGUCUCGCCUCUGGCAUACUGCUUCCAGGUGGACCAGGCCUGCAUGAUCCCUGUGAGAAGGAGCCAACGAACACACUGUCGGCCAUGACGGAUGAGGAGGCAGAGGCCGUCACUUACAAUGCACAGCAUGCUCUGCGGCUCAUGGCCUUUGGGCAGAUCUAUAAGGUCUUGGAAAUGGACCCUCUCCCCUCAAGUAAACCUUCACAGAAAUUCCCCUGGUCAGAUAAAGAAGGUCUAGGGCUGAAGAGACCUUAUGAAGAUGGUCUGCUGGACGACAAAGACCUCAUCAAGAAGAUGAAGCGCAACCUGAGAAAAGCAGUUCUUGACAGUAAAGCAAUAGACUCAAAUCAACCCAUGAACGCUCUGAUGCGCUUGAACCAGAUCCGGCCGGGGCUGCAGUAUAAACUGCUGUCUCAGUCAGGUCCGGUUCACGCCCCCGUCUUCACCAUGUCUGUAGACGUCGACGGCACUGUCUACGAAGCCUCUGGCUCCUCUAAGAAGACCGCCAAGCUGCAUGUGGCUGUAAAGGUGCUACAGGCGAUGGGUUACCCCACAGGCUUCGACACAGACCUGGACUCCAUGAGUGCAGAUGAGAAGUCAGACGGGGAGGGCAAGAGCGAAUCGUCCACACACUCAAGCAAUAACACUUCACACUCAGACAGCUCCAACACGUUGGAGGUGCGAACUCAGGGUCCUAUUUUGACGGCCAGCGGGAAGAACCCGGUCAUGGAGCUCAAUGAGAAACGUCGCGGGCUGAAGUACGAGCUCAUCUCAGAGAGCGGAGGGAGUCACGACAAACGCUUUGUCAUGGAGGUGGAAGUCGACGGACAGAAGUUCCGUGGCGCAGGGCCCAAUAAGAAAGUAGCCAAAGCCAGCGCUGCCCUCGCAGCUCUAGAGAAACUCUUCUCCGGGCCUAAUGCUGCUGGCAACAAGAAGAAAAAAAUAAUCCCUCAGAGUAAAGGGGCAUUAGCUGCAGCUGCUGCUGUGUCUGCCGCCGCGGUCCAGGCCGCACGAGGGCGAGGAAGACCAACCCUCACGCGAGGAGCCUUCGUCAGCGCUGCGGCAGCACCAGGAUACGUCACGCCAGGCUUUGGAACCCCAUACGGGUACAGCGCUGCGGCCGCCACUCCUGCAUACGGUUUGCCCAAGAGAAUGCUUCUGUUGCCCGUCAUGAAAGUGCCCGCCUACCCCGUCCCCCACUACUCUUUCUUUUAGCUCAGGAGCACCUUACACACACACACACACACACACACACACACACACACUCAAGUACGCACACAUACACACACCGCGUAAAUUUACGUGAGAAGGGAAGGUCAGAUAGCACAGCCCUAUCACAUGCAGGGACAGCUAUAAGGGUAUUUGUAAAGUGCUUUUUAUUUGAUUAUUACCACAUUUGUCCUCUGGUUUUAAAAAAAAAAAAAUACAGGUUUUAUUUUCUUCAGAAACAAAACUUGAAGGAUGUGUACUGUGAAUUGUUACCUCAUUCUUGAAAAUUUAAAUUAUAUCAGCCUCUUUUGUUAUCAUGGUUUUUUUCUGUAGAAUGGGAAUAGGCUGUCAUGACAGGCUUACUCUAUGUACGGAUAUCAGGAGCUGUGCUUAAGAUGUAUAGAUCUAAUUCAAACUACUGCUUACAAAUAAACCUUUAUCUUCAUCAACUGCCAA